This is a messenger RNA of Hyposmocoma kahamanoa, 2226 nucleotides long. Its product is annotated as WD repeat-containing protein 13-like. Bases 1 to 1506 code for a protein of 501 amino acids. NCBI's taxonomy places the organism in Eukaryota, Metazoa, Arthropoda, Insecta, Lepidoptera, Cosmopterigidae. Gene Ontology annotation, cellular component: nucleus. The record is from RefSeq and is a predicted model, not a curated record. Gene Ontology annotation, molecular function: promoter-specific chromatin binding; protein binding. The transcript has 12 exons.
AUGCGCGGGCGCUGGUCGGUCGCCCCGCGGCUCCCCGCCGCCGUCCGCGCCCGCAGCGACGAGUAUUUCGGAAUCGGAAAUAAAGGAUUCUGGGAAAUCGUUGGCCUCAACGAGGCGCGCGGCGAUGCGGGCAGGACUGAGGCACAGGAUAGACGGCAUACGUUGGUGGUGGCGUUUCGCGCGGCGCGCAUGCUGGAAGGGGCGCUAUUGGGGGCGCACACAAUAGUUGAUAGCAAAGAGGCGCUUGUAGCAGCGGCGCCUCCGAAAUCAGGACUGGCAGUUGAAACCCUGUAUAUACGACGACGUAGCCAAUUGCUCAGAGAAAAUUCAAAAUUUAAGGACAUUGAAACAAUAAAAAAGUACUUGAAUAUAAGAAGUCAGCUGCUACAGCGCCGAUAUGGGGUGCAGGAUAACAUCUCCAUCAGUUCUGCAUCGUCUCGGCCCAGAUCAAGUAGCAAAGCAAGUUUAGCAGUAGAAGAAGUUUACUCACCAUCUGGAGCCAAUUUGAAGAAGAAAAAUGAUCUCACUAUAUCAGAGAACUAUGCUUUCACUGGAGUACAUCAUAUAUUUGAUCAGCACACGGACCAAGUGAGCAUGGUGAAGUUCGCGAACAACGACCGGUCGAAGCUGUGCUGCGCGUCUCACGACGGCACCGUGUCCAUCUGUGACGUCACCGCCACCCCGCCCCGCGUCAGCGUCAUCCUCGAGGGACAUUCCAAGGCCGUCACAGGAUGCGACUGGUCUGCAUCGAACGAGCUUGUGGUCACAUGCGGCAUGGAUGGCGCACUUUGUUUAUGGGAUGUGAACCGACGCACGCGCUUGAGAACCGUCUCCGAUCAACUCAACGCACCCAUACUCUGCUGUGUGUUCCAGCCUGCUAAUAAUAACAUGGUCAUCGCGGGCAACGCUCGUGGAAUGGUAGAAGUUUUGAAUAUAUCCACUGGAAUAUACCCUAGAGGAGGUAGCAGUAUCCUCGGUGGUCGAGUUCUUUCUAUAGCGUGCGACUCGAGUGGACGUAUGUUCUGGGCCGCUAAUGACAAGGGUGUAAUAAUAAGUUACCGCAUGGAAGGUGCGGGCGGCGGGUUGAGCAAACUGCGGCGGUGCUGCGUGGGCGGCGGCGUCACCUGCCUCUCGUGGAGCCCCUGGUUGGCCAGGCACCCUGCGUUGCUUGUCAGCGCGCAGGACAACUCGCUUUACUUGUUCCGGAUAACCGACCGCGAAGGCGCUCUGUCGCUAAAGAAACGUUUUGACAUACUGGCGACGCACCAGACGAUCCGGUCUACGUUCUGCCCGAUCAUGUCGUUCCGGCGCGGCGUGUGCGUCGUAUCCGGUAGCGAGGACUCGUGCGUCUACUUCUUGGAUAUUGAAGGCCGCGCUGAACAUCCCGUUGUUAACAAGUUGCAAGGUCACGCGCAUCCCGUGCUGGGCGUAAGCUUCAGCUAUGACGAGAGCCUGUUGGCCACCAGCGAUGUCUCCGGCCUCGUUAUUAUCUGGCGCAGGAGUUGACCAUUCCUUCCUAACAAGAGAAUAGACAGUUAAAGGAGACGUGCUGUAAUAGAGCGCGUAGACACUAUCGAACAUUGUGAGCCAGUUUGGGAUAUAUUUGCCAACAUCGGGGGACACGGCUGUGUCCCGCCAAAGGCGAGGAAUUACGACCGUAUUUUGUCCAUACAAAUUGCGAACCUUUCCCAGCGUGCAAAAUUUGCUACUAAAAUCGACUAACUCACGACUUUUACUGGUCAAUCAGUUAGCAGCUGUGGUUCUCGAGAUUGAAAAAUAAGCUUAUUUAAGUGUAGACAGUAAAUCACCCUUAUAACUUUUAAACGGUGGACCGACUAAAUCGAAAUUUUUUGCGACUAGAACAGACUAAAUGGAGACUUUUGUCUGACUAAUCAAAUUUUUAAAAUUCGACCAUGAUUACGCUGGAAUAAGGGACGCAUAUAUAUCGUGUCACUCCUAAUUAAGACGUAUACAUAAUAACUAAGUAAAAUUUUGUCAACAUUGACUAAGCCAUACUAUCCUACUUAGGUUUCAAAAAGCGAACAUUCAUCCCAAAUGUAUGUUUAUCUAUUUUGCAUGUGAAUAGAACUCAUUGAUCGGCAAAAUCGAUUGUUACAAAAAAAUGUAAUCGGAAACGCAUUAGGACAUCACUAAUUGAUUAGAAUUCGAGGUAGCAAAAGUUAAAUAAAUGGAGAAAAAUUGAAAGCCAGAGGACGAAAAUUUUAC